CCGGUGAGUACGCAAGUGUGUCUACUUGUGUGCAUUGCGGCGCACGCUCUCACUGCGCUUACGCAUUUAUCGUGCUGUCGUUUGUAUAAAUGUAGUUCUUGCCUGAAGCGUGAUCGAUUUUGAAUGCUCGUAAUCGUAGUUGUAAUAAAAAAUGUGCUUGUUCAAAGAAAAAAUAUACAUGCUUGUUUUGUCUAAUAACAGAAGGAUCAAAGUGUAAGGGUGUUGAAACUGCAUCAGACGCAAGUACCGAGAUCUAUUUCCGAGCACGAACGAUGGCCGUAUUCGUAUAGGCGUAGCUCAUUUUGUACGAAAACAUGCGCGAGCUCGGCCGCGGGGGCUCACUCGUGGCGGCCACCAUAGCCGCAUUGCACAGCCGAUCGGCCGUCGAUGUGAAACUUCGUUCAAUCACCUCUCGAUCGACCAUCGAAGAGGACUUAGACGUGUCUCGACCUUCGAGAGAAUUGAAGACGGAGGAAUUUUGUUUACGCCGGGUAUCCGAAGUGAGCGAGCGUCCCUUGUCUACUGCAUCGGAAACAUCAGAACGUGACUCGGCCUCCGUUAAUUCUAGCGAGGAGCCACCCCCACAAGAGAGCGGUGACUCGGAUAGUCCUGAUGAGACGACCGUAAAAUGUUCUACUUGGACGGAACGCGCGGGAAUCCCGGCGAGAGCAGAGUCUUCGGACUCCGAUAGUUCUACCUCAGGAGAUGAUUCCGAUGAACAUGAAUAUGAAACCGGUGGUUGUGACGCUGAUUACCGGACUCUGACACCGAACAGAGGAUUUGAUAACACGACACUUCGUGACAACGAUUUUACAUGGAUGCCGAACGCUGAUACAAUGCAUAAUCCAGACGGGCCACCUUUAGCGGGCUCAAAUGUUGUGGAUUUUUCCGCGGCCAGCUUAGACCGGAGACGGAGAACGCCGGGUGAUCGUAGUGACCGUGACAGGAAGACAAGGUCAUCGAUGACAGCUAAGCCCCCACAACAUCCGACAAGUGUACGCGCCUCGCCGCGAUCUCGCCGCUCUCCUCGAAAUGAAGAAACUCCACCCGAUUUUCAGCGGCGAUGGAAUUCAUAUGAACAUUUUCGUUAUCCUGAAGGGGGAUGGUGGCCACCACCGAUGUGCUGGUGCCACGGACCACCUGUUCCCCCGCCUUGCUGUAUGCAUGAGCGCACUUGGCCCUCACACCCAUCUCUCUCAGUAACCUCGCGUUCGUACAAGAAUGACGCCGAGGAUCGCGUGCGUCGCCUCGAAGCAGAUAAGGAGAGCUUACAGCUUCAAGUACAAGUAUUAUCUGAGCAAGUCGCCGCACAGACCGAGAAGAUGGCAGACUUGGAACGAUCUCUCCACGACACGAGACAACGACUGGACGAUACCGAGCAACGACUACAGAAGGAAAUGCUGCAACGUUCGUCGCUAGAGACCCAGAAAUUAGAACUGUUGUCGAAGUUAAGCGAAGUUCGGCUGCGGGCCGCCGAGCGAGGCCUCGUGGAGCGAUCGCCCCCGCCGGAGACUACGCCUGUCGUGCGGCCAGCUCCACCCAGGACGCCGCCGGCGAACUACGGGCGGCAGAUCGAGCGCAACACGCACGUGUACUCGUCGCUGCCGCGCUCGUCGGCGCUGAGCGCGGAGGCGCGCGUGGCGUUCGGUAAACACAACAUGGUGGUGGCGCGCGGACGCGGACACUCGGUGCCGAACCUAGCCGAGAAGGAGGACGCCGUCCCGCGCGGCAGCCCGUCGCCGUCCCUGCGCGAGGUGCGCAGCCGCCUGGGCAGCGCCAGCGUGCGCCUGGAGGGCGACGAGCUGGCGCGCUCGGCGCUGCGCGCGUCCGUGCCGCGCCCGCGCGCCGCCGCGCUGCCCUGGCAAACGACGGACGUGCGCGAGUGGGACUGCGACACGACGUGCGGCUGGCUGGAGAGCGCGGGGCUCGAGGCCUACGUGCCCGCGGCGCGCGCGUGGCUGGCGGGCGCCGCCCCCGGCGCGCUGCACGCCGCCGCGCCCGCCGCCCUCGAGCGCCACCUCGCGCUGCGCCACCCGCUGCACAAGAAGAAGAUCCUGCUGGCGCUCGCCGACCUCGCCGGCGGGCACGGCGACCCGCUGCUGGCGGCGGCGGGGCGGCUGGACGCGGCGUGGGCGCUGCGCUGGCUGGAGGACGUGGGCGUGUGCGGGCUGCGCGCCGCGGCCGCCGAGGCGGCGCUGGACGCGCGCGUGCUGCACCGCCUCACGCACGCCGAGCUGCACGCGCACCUGCGCGUGUCGCUGGCGCUGCACGCGCUGUCCGUGCGCCGCGGCAUCCAGGUGCUGCGCGAGCACCGCUUCCACCCGGAGACCAUGAUCCGGCGCGCGGCGGAGGGCGCGGCGGGGCCGGCGGCGGCGCCCGAGGGGGAGGGCGACGGGGAGGGCGCGGGCGAGGCGCAGCUGGCGCGCUGGUCGUCGCACCGCGUCAUGCAGUGGCUCAAGGAGAUCGACCUGGCGGAGUACGCGCCCAACCUGCGCGGCGCGGGCGUCCAUGGUGGGUUAAUGUUACUGGAGCCCCGAUUUACGGCAGAGCUGCUGGCUGCGUUGCUCAACAUCCCCGCGAACAAAACCUUGCUCCGACGACAUCUUACACAAAGGUUUAACGACUUGCUCGGGCGAGAUGUUAUACAGCAAAAGCGGAACGCGGAACAGACACUGGGAUAUCAACCACUUACAGCUACUACCAAAUAUAAGGUACCAAAGAAGAGCCAGUUCUCGUUAAAGCGAAAGAAGAGCAAAGACGACCUCGACCUCGGCGACCUCGUGUGCCCUCUGCACGACGACUGCUCAGGUGACCUUAUGGCCUCGCCCACGAUGAAAGUAAAGUCAGCAACAGCGGGCGUCGCGUCGGCUGUCUGUCCCCCGCGUGACGCGGCGCGCGCCCACUAGUGGGCCACCAGGGCCGCGCCCACCACGCCGCGGCGCCGCGCACGGCAGCUCUGUACCUUGGACCCACUUGUGAGUUGUAGUCUGUUCGCUUCACUCCUAUCGUUUUGAUAUUUUACUUGAACAUGUUAAAGUAUUUUUGUAAUGUUUUCGAUGUACGACAGAGGCGGGAGUGAUCUCGGAACGCGAGCUUUUUGUGCGAAAUCUUUGAAUUCAACUUAUCGAUUAUGUUUGAGUAAUGUUUUAUUUAAUUUGGCGUCGCGGACACGACGGGCGCUGCGUUCGUAACGAUGUAAACGUAUAUUAUAUUUGAGAUUUGUAUAAAAAGUAGUCGGUGAGCGCCGAGUUAUUAUUUUUGAUUAUGUACCAAAAAUCAUUGUUUCAUCAUGUGUUCUAUUGGAUUUUAGGUUUAAGGAGAAAUUAAUUUAAAUUUAUUUAAUACGACAGUAAUUAAUGAUUACGUUCUGACAAGGUACGUGUCCACCAAAACGGAGUUGGCAAAUUUUGUGUCAAAAUUUAACACCUAGAUAUCUCCAUCGAGAUUUACUUGGUAAAUAAAUAUUUUUAUUUCAUUCGGCUUUGGCUCGGUUUCGAGGGGGGGAAACCUCAAAAUAUUUUUGAUAGUUUUGUAUGAUUUCUUUUUAACAAACAUCGCUUUAAUUAAUAUUAUAAUACAUUAAAAAUAAUUAAUUAUAUUUAUAUAAUAAUAGUAAAUAUAAUUUCUAACACACACAAAAAUUGCCAACUUUUAUAAGGCAGCUUAACGAUAAAUGUAAACUAUCACAAUAUUAUAAUAAUUCGCGAUCCAGUUAUAAUUUCGGACAUAUUUAUUAAGACAUUCCAAUGAAUCUAGAUAUGAAAAUUAAACAAUAGUUUACUUUUAAUUGUCAAAAGUGUAUUCCAACCUCAGGGGAGUAAAGAUAAAUCAACGGCUUGUAUUAAAUCAUUGGUCGAGGUUUUGAAUAACCCGUGAUACUCAUUCGUGAAAAAAUGGCGUUUUGAAUGUCUGCGAAGUUAUUAUUGAAACUUUGAGAGUAUAAUCAAAGUGGAUAUAAGCAGUUAAGUGGCAUAGUGUUCUAUUAAAAGUAAAGAUAUAUUCAUCGAGGACUGUUUGAAGUGAUAUAUGGGAGAGCUUUUAGCAAAUCCAAGGCUUGUUUACCUUUAGUCCCCUUUCGAUUGGAGUACGUUACACAUUUCCUCACGGUUUUCAUAUUUUACUUCCGACUAUUUUAAAACGACUGAGAAAUGACAAUACAUACCUGGUAUCAUUUCUGCUGCUAAUGUUUCGAAAGUAAAUUAUUAUAAUAAAUUCUAAGGAUUAUAUAUUAAAGUCUGUUACUGUAGCUCAGUUUAGUAUAGUUGAGGAAAUACACGUUGAGUUUUCUAAGAGUUUUCAUUGUUAGUGUUUAAAUGUGUACCUAUUUAUAUAUCGCAGUGAAUUAGUACAUUGUAAAACAUCAUUUAAUAAUAUUUCCGACUCAGCCCCACAUCGCACAAUAUAGUGUUCAAAGUACAGCAUUUACCGAGGGUUCCGUACAAAAUGUUUGGACCAUAACAAUUGUGGAAGGACUUUUAGCUUUUAUAAUAAAUAAUCGUAUUGAAGUAGAAAAGUUUUAAACUUUACGAAGGUCCAAUAUUUUAUUUUUAAGCAAUGUCGAAACUUCACGUUUGAUACUUGGCGAGAAAAUUGUAAAAUGUUUAGUCUUAUACCAAAUUUUGGAUACGAUUUACUUAAGACUGUAUUAUGAUCCGUGAUCCUGUUCCUACCAAGCUGUGCCAAAUCUUAUAUGAAUGUUGUAAUGCGCCUCCUCGGGGGCAGUCUGCGCCCUUUUAGAAUUAAACCUCUUUCCGGUAGAGGAGCGUACUAUCUUUGGUUUCAGUUAUGUGUUACAAAUAUAAUGCUCGAAGUAUUAUUCGAUGUUCAAUUCCAAAAGGGCGCGGCAUAUAAUUUGACCUUUAUAAUGGACCCUUGUCUUCCAUAGCUUUGUAAUUGAUAAGAGUGCUAAGUAUUAAAUGGCGGGAACGUGUCCCCGCCAAAAAUCAUAUAAGCAGCUCGUUUAUACAAAAAUGUAUUAAAAUAAUUUUUACAAUAACUUAAAUAAAUAUAAAAUGUAAGAGUUAAUAAAUACUGAAUGAAUGAAUACA
This is a messenger RNA of Vanessa tameamea, 5048 nucleotides long. It is a transcript of the gene Liprin-beta, whose product is annotated as liprin-beta-1. The transcript is spliced from 12 exons. Gene Ontology annotation, biological process: neuromuscular junction development. The coding region runs from base 315 to 2906 and encodes 863 amino acids. The record is from RefSeq and is a predicted model, not a curated record. Gene Ontology annotation, molecular function: protein binding. Gene Ontology annotation, cellular component: presynaptic active zone. Lineage: Eukaryota; Metazoa; Arthropoda; Insecta; Lepidoptera; Nymphalidae.